This is a messenger RNA of Tribolium madens (black flour beetle), 6257 nucleotides long. RefSeq names its product myosin heavy chain, muscle (gene Mhc). The transcript has 21 exons. Bases 74 to 5959 code for a protein of 1961 amino acids. The record is from RefSeq and is a predicted model, not a curated record. Lineage: Eukaryota; Metazoa; Arthropoda; Insecta; Coleoptera; Tenebrionidae. Gene Ontology annotation, cellular component: myosin complex. Gene Ontology annotation, molecular function: ATP binding; actin filament binding; cytoskeletal motor activity.
CCAGAACGCCUUUCGAACGAAGGCUCUAGGGCUGUAUUACGUGUCUCGAUAGCCCCAGAAUCGUCCGUGCACAAUGCCAAAACCGGAAAAGACUGAGGAGGACCCCGAUCCUACCCCAUAUCUUUUCGUUUCUCUUGAACAGAAACGUAUCGACCAAACCAAGCCCUACGAUGCCAAGAAAUCAUGCUGGGUCCCGGACGAGAAGGAGGGCUUCGUACUUGGUGAAAUCAAGGGCACCAAGGGUGACCUCGUCACCGUCGGCCUCCCCGGCGGAGAGGAGAAGAACUUCAAGAAGGAGCAAGUAGGCCAGGUCAACCCUCCCAAGUACGAAAAAUGCGAGGAUAUGUCCAAUUUGACGUAUCUCAAUGAUGCUUCCGUUUUGCAUAACCUCAAGCAAAGAUACUAUGCUAAACUUAUUUAUACCUAUUCUGGCCUUUUCUGCGUCGCCAUCAACCCCUACAAGCGCUUCCCCGUCUACACCAACCGCUGCGCUAAACUCUACCGUGGCAAGAGGCGUAAUGAAGUACCACCCCACAUUUUUGCCAUUUCUGACGGCGCCUACGUGAACAUGUUGACCAACCACGAAAAUCAAUCCAUGUUGAUUACUGGUGAGUCUGGUGCCGGGAAAACUGAAAACACGAAGAAGGUAAUCGCGUAUUUCGCCACUGUUGGUGCUUCAACGAAGAAAUCUGAAGAACAAGCGAAGAAAGGCAACUUGGAGGAUCAAGUCGUGCAAACUAAUCCUGUGCUUGAAGCUUUCGGUAACGCCAAGACCGUGCGUAAUGACAACUCGUCGCGUUUUGGUAAAUUCAUCCGUAUCCAUUUCGGUCCAACUGGUAAACUCGCUGGUGCUGAUAUUGAAACUUAUUUGCUUGAGAAGGCUCGUGUCAUCUCCCAACAAUCCUUGGAGCGUUCUUACCACAUCUUCUACCAGAUGAUGUCCGGUGCCGUCAAAGGCCUCAAGGAGAUGUGUUUGUUGUCUAACAACGUCAGUGACUACUACUUCGUGGCUCAGGGUAAAACCACUAUUCCUAAUGUCGAUGAUGCUGAGGAACUCUUAAUCACCGACCAAGCCUUCGACGUAUUAGGCUUCACGCAAGAGGAAAAAGACAACAUUUACAAAAUCACUGCCGCUGUCAUGCACAUGGGUUGCAUGAAAUUCAAGCAAAGAGGUCGCGAAGAGCAGGCCGAACCUGAUGGUACUGAAGAGGGUGAACGCGUUGCGAAACUUUUAGGCAUUGAGGCGCCUGGGUUGUACAACGCUUUGUGCAAACCCAGGAUUAAGGUCGGCGCUGAAUUCGUCACCCAGGGGCGUAAUGUCAACCAAGUCAACUAUUCGGUUGGUGCCAUGUCCAAGGCCAUGUUUGACAGGUUGUUCAAGUUCUUGGUCAAGAAAUGUAACGAGACUUUGGACACCAAGCAAAAAAGACAGCACUUUAUUGGUGUAUUGGAUAUCGCCGGUUUUGAGAUUUUCGACUAUAACGGUUUUGAGCAACUGUGUAUUAACUUUACCAAUGAGAAACUGCAACAGUUCUUUAACCAUCACAUGUUUGUACUUGAACAAGAAGAGUACAAAGCUGAGGGUAUCCAAUGGACGUUUAUUGAUUUUGGCAUGGAUUUGUUAGCCUGUAUUGAGUUGAUUGAGAAGCCCAUGGGUAUUUUAUCCAUCCUUGAAGAAGAGUCUAUGUUCCCCAAAGCCACCGAUAAGACAUUUGAGGAGAAGUUGAACACCAAUCAUUUGGGCAAAUCACCCAACUUCUUGAAACCUAAACCACCAAAGCCUGGACAACAAGCCGCCCACUUUGCGAUUGGUCACUACGCGGGUAAUGUACCCUACAACAUCACCGGUUGGUUGGAGAAGAACAAGGAUCCCUUGAACGACACUGUUGUCGAUUUGUACAAAAAGGGAACCAACAAGCUUUUGGUUGAGAUUUUCGCUGAUCAUCCUGGACAAUCUGGAGGUCCUGAUGCUGGUGGCGGCAAGGGUGGGAAGAGACCCAAAGGUUCAGCCUUCCAGACUGUUUCAAGUUUAUAUAGGGAACAAUUGAACAACCUCAUGACCACCUUGCGUUCGACCCAACCCCACUUCGUCCGUUGCAUCAUCCCCAACGAGUUGAAACAACCUGGAGUGAUCGAUUCCCACUUGGUGAUGCACCAGUUGACUUGCAACGGUGUACUUGAAGGUAUCCGUAUUUGCCGGAAAGGAUUCCCCAAUAGGAUGGUUUACCCGGACUUUAAACUCCGUUACAAGAUCUUGAAUCCCGCCGCCGUCGAUAAGGAAUCCGAUCCAAAGAAAUGUGCUGGUCUUAUCCUUGAAGCUACAAGUCUUGACCCUGACUUAUACCGUUUAGGUCACACCAAGGUAUUCUUCCGCGCCGGUGUGUUGGGUCAGAUGGAGGAGUUGCGCGACGAGCGUCUUGGUAAAAUCGUCACUUGGAUGCAAUCCUGGGUCCGCGGUUACCUCUCAAGGAAAGAGUUCAAGAAACUGCAAGAACAACGUUUGGCCCUCCAAGUGUGCCAGCGGAACCUCCGCAAAUACCUCAAACUCCGCACUUGGCCUUGGUACAAACUAUGGCAGAAAGUCAAGCCUCUCCUCAACGUCACUCGCAUCGAGGAUGAGAUUGCGAAAUUGGAGGAGAAAGCCGCUAAAGCACAAGAAGCCUAUGAGAGGGAAGCCAAAGCCAAGAAGGAAUUGGAAGGACUCUACUCAAAACUCUUGGCCGAGAAGACGGAACUCUUGUCCAGUCUUGAGGGAGAAAAGGGGUCGCUUUCCGAAGUCCAAGAACGAGCCAACAAGCUUCAAGCCCAAAAGAGCGAUCUUGAAUCACAAUUAUCCGAAACUCAAGACCGUCUCAGCCAAGAGGAGGAUGCUCGCAACCAAUUAAUGCAACAGAAGAAGAAACUCGAGCAAGAAAUCUCCGGUUACAAGAAAGACAUUGAAGAUCUCGAACUCAAUCUCCAGAAAUCCGAGCAAGAUAAAGCGACCAAAGACCACCAAAUCCGCAAUUUGAACGACGAAAUCGCCCACCAAGACGAGCUCAUCAACAAGCUCAACAAAGAGAAGAAACUCGGGGGUGAAAACACCCAAAGAAUCGCCGAGGAGCUCCAAGCAGCCGAAGACAAAGUCAACCAUUUGAACAAAGUCAAAGCCAAGCUCGAGCAAACUCUUGACGAACUCGAAGACUCCCUCGAACGCGAGAAGAAACUCCGCGGUGAUGUUGAAAAGUCCAAACGCAAGGUUGAGGGCGACCUCAAAUUGACACAAGAGGCCGUCGCUGACCUCGAACGCAAUAAGAAGGAACUGGAACAGACCAUCCAACGCAAAGACAAGGAAAUCUCCUCGUUGACUGCCAAACUCGAAGAUGAGCAAUCCGUUGUUGGUAAACUCCAGAAACAAAUCAAGGAACUCCAAGCCAGGAUUGAGGAGUUGGAGGAAGAAGUCGAAGCUGAGCGUCAAGCUCGUGCCAAGGCUGAGAAACAAAGAGCCGACUUGGCCAGGGAAUUGGAGGAGUUGGGCGAACGUUUGGAGGAGGCUGGAGGUGCCACUUCCGCUCAAAUUGAACUCAAUAAGAAACGCGAAGCUGAAUUGGCGAAAUUGAGGAGGGAUUUGGAAGAAGCUAACAUUCAACACGAAUCGACUUUGGCCAACUUGAGGAAGAAACACAACGAUGCCGUGUCGGAAAUGGGUGAACAAAUCGACCAAUUGAACAAACUCAAAGCAAAGGCUGAAAAAGAAAAGGCUGCAUACUUUGGAGAACUGAACGACCUUCGGGCCUCAGUCGAUCAUUUGGCCAACGAAAAGGCCGCUGUUGAGAAAGUCUCCAAACAACUCCAACAACAACUCAAUGACGUCCAAGGCAAACUCGAUGAGACCAAUCGCACUCUUAACGACUUCGACGCCGCCAAGAAGAAGCUCUCCAUUGAAAACUCCGAUUUGUUGCGCCAAUUGGAAGAAGCCGAGAGUCAAGUGUCCCAAUUGAGCAAAAUCAAAGUCUCACUCACCACCCAAUUGGAGGAUACUAAGAGACUCGCUGAUGAAGAAGGUCGCGAAAGAGCCACUCUUUUGGGUAAAUUCCGCAACUUGGAACACGAUUUGGACAACAUCCGCGAACAAGUUGAAGAAGAAGCUGAAGCUAAAGCCGAUAUUCAACGCCAAUUGAGCAAAGCUAACGCCGAAGCCCAAUUGUGGAGACAGAAAUACGAAUCUGAAGGAGUUGCCAAAUCUGAGGAGCUUGAAGAAGCCAAGAGGAAACUCCAAGCUAGACUUGCCGAAGCUGAAGAAACCAUCGAGUCACUCAACCAGAAGGUUGUAGCUUUGGAAAAGACCAAACAAAGACUCUCCACCGAAGUCGAAGACUUGCAAAUUGAAGUCGACCGUGCUAAUGCCAUCGCCAACGCUGCUGAGAAGAAACAGAAAGCUUUUGAUAAGAUUAUCGGUGAAUGGAAACUCAAAGUCGAUGAUUUGGCUGCAGAACUCGACGCCAGUCAGAAGGAAUGUCGCAACUACUCCACCGAACUCUUCCGUCUCAAAGGUGCCUACGAGGAAGGCCAAGAACAACUCGAAGCCGUCCGUCGCGAAAACAAGAACUUGGCCGAUGAAGUUAAAGAUCUCCUUGACCAAAUUGGUGAAGGUGGUCGCAAUAUUCACGAAAUUGAAAAAGCCCGUAAACGUCUCGAGGCCGAGAAAGACGAACUCCAAGCCGCUUUGGAGGAAGCUGAAGCUGCUUUGGAACAAGAAGAAAACAAAGUCUUGCGUUCACAACUCGAAUUGUCUCAAGUACGUCAAGAAAUCGACCGUAGAAUCCAAGAGAAGGAGGAAGAGUUUGAAAACACCCGUAAGAACCACCAACGCGCCCUUGACUCAAUGCAAGCCUCACUUGAAGCUGAAGCUAAAGGUAAAGCUGAGGCGCUUCGCAUGAAGAAGAAGCUUGAAGCUGAUAUCAAUGAACUUGAAAUUGCUCUUGACCAUGCUAAUAAGGCUAAUGCUGAAGCUCAGAAGACUAUUAAACGUUACCAACAACAACUCAAGGACACUCAAACCGCUCUUGAGGAGGAGCAACGUGCUCGUGAUGAAGCCCGCGAGCAACUUGGAAUCUCCGAACGCCGAGCCAAUGCUCUCCAGAAUGAACUCGAAGAGAGUAGGACUCUUCUCGAGCAAGCUGACCGUGCUCGUCGUCAAGCCGAACAAGAAUUGGGUGAUGCUCAUGAGCAACUCAACGAUUUAUCUGCUCAAAACUCUUCACUUUCUGCCGCCAAGAGGAAACUCGAAACUGAGCUCCAAACUCUUCAUUCUGAUCUUGAUGAGCUUUUGAACGAAGCUAAGAACUCAGAAGAGAAGGCUAAAAAGGCCAUGGUCGACGCUGCUCGUCUUGCUGAUGAGCUCCGCGCUGAGCAAGACCAUGCUCAGACUCAGGAGAAGCUCCGCAAAGCUCUUGAGACCCAAAUCAAGGACUUGCAAGUGCGUUUGGACGAAGCUGAAGCUAAUGCGCUCAAAGGUGGGAAGAAACUCAUCCAGAAGUUGGAACAACGUGUCCGCGAAUUGGAGAAUGAGCUUGAUGGUGAGCAACGAAGACACGCCGAUGCUCAGAAGAACUUGAGGAAAUCCGAACGUCGUAUCAAAGAGUUGAGCUUCCAAGCGGAAGAAGACCGCAAGAACCACGAACGUAUGCAAGAUUUGGUUGAUAAACUCCAACAGAAGAUCAAGACCUACAAGAGGCAGAUUGAAGAAGCUGAAGAAAUUGCUGCUUUGAAUUUGGCCAAGUUCAGGAAGGCUCAACAGGAGUUGGAAGAAGCUGAAGAACGUGCCGAUCUUGCCGAACAAGCCAUUGCUAAAUUCCGCGCGAAGGGACGUGGGGGAUCUGUCGCCAGAGGAGGCAGCCCAGCGCCCCCGAGACAGCGCCCCCAGAUGGACGGUCUCACCUUCCCCCCAAGGUUCGACCUGGCCCCUGAUGACCUCUAAGCGCUGUGUAACGAACUUUUCGGCGGAUAAACCACCACAUCCGUCUUAACCACACAUUCAUUUUUUUUCUUUUAUUUUUUAUUUUUUGUUUAGGGUUGUAUUUUGAAUGAUUCCGUUGCCCAUUAUGCAUACGAACUAGGGGAAAUAAGGGUAAAAAGAGACACGUACUUCCAUCCAAACAGCCCUUACAGUCUCCGAGUUCUCAUUGCCAUCAUAUAUUUUAUAUUAGGUUCUAAAAUUGUAUUGUAUGUGUGACAUGUAUGGCUUAAGGCACCAAUAAACAAGUUAUAUCUCGUUA